Molecule: messenger RNA, 8277 nt
Organism: Cladocopium goreaui
Lineage: Eukaryota; Dinophyceae; Suessiales; Symbiodiniaceae
Source: the annotation of a GenBank genome assembly
AUGGCCCCUCCCGAGACGCCGAUAGCACCGCUCACCGUCGUGGAGGGGCCCCCGGCGGAGCGGUUGGCGGCGCUGCGGAAACUAGCCUGUCACGCACGAGCCGGUGCCGCUCAGCCCGCCAGAAGCGAUGUCUGGUGGCUGGCUUCCUCGCCCGCGGCAGCCUCUGCCGUCCGCGAGGCGAUUGUCGGUGACAAGCCGAGCGGGGUCCUCGAUCCCGCGGUCCUGACGGUACGCCAAGCCGCGGAGCGGCUCAUGGUGAACUCCCGAAGGCUGCGGCUCGGCCCUGCCGCGCGCCGCGCGCUCGUGGGGGAGAUCGCCGACCGGGCGCGUCACCGCGACGCCCUCGGGCCGCUCGAGUCGCUCGUUGAGACGCCCGGCAUGGCGUCGUACCUCGCCUCGCGAUUCCGCGCGUUGCGUCGAGAAGGCGUUGGCCCCCAGCAAGCCGGCGCUACUCUGCGCCGUGCGGAUGGGGAACGUGUCGGGCCGGUGCUGGCGCGGCUCUACCGCGACUACCUGGCGGCGCUCGACCGCUACGAGCUGCUCGACGACGAGGGCGUCGUCCUCGAAGCGACGACGCGAGUCAACGACGGGAGCUUAGCGCUCCGCCAUCUGCUCAUCGACCUUCCACUGGGCGCCGCACCGAUCGACGCCGCGUUCGUGCGCUCGCUUGCGAGGGCGGCCAAGAACGUAACGAUCGCUGCCUGCGAUGCUUCGGCUGAAGCGGCGACCGCGCCUUGGCGUCAGUUUGUCGGACCUUCCACGAAGAACUUCGAGCGAGUUGGCGCCGGCGACCCGUCGCCUUCGCUUCCCGCCGGAUUGCAGACGAUCCGCGUGGGGCUGUUCGACGAAACCGCGCCGCCGAGUUCUGAGGCGAGUGGCGUCGCCGUCGUCGCCGGCGAGAGCAAGCAAGACACCGCCCGCCGCGUCGCCCGCCGUGUGAAGCGACUGCUAGUCCAGGAACCCGCAAAGGCCAACGACGUUGUCAUCGCCGCGCCUCGCUUGGAGGCGGCCGCCCCGCGCUACGCCGAGGCGCUCGCCGAGGUUGGCGUGCCGGUCACCGUGGACUCCGCGCCGCGGCUUGGGGAGGCGCCGCUCGUCUCGGCGGCGAUCGACCUGCUGACCGUCGCCGAGACCGACUGGCGUUUCGACGACCUGCUUCGCCUCAUCGGCCGGACCGAUCUCAGGGCCCUGUCGGCUGCCAGCCCCGCGCCCCGUUUCGCGUCAAUCCGCGCCGGCGCCGAGUGGUUUGUUCGCGCCGUGAAAGCGCCUUCGGGGGCUCGCUACCUUAGGCAGCACGCCGAGCAGCUCGCCGGGCGCGAGACCGCCGAUCGCAGCGACACCGUCCGCCGCCUCCGCGACGCGGCGUUCGCUGCGACAUCGGCUUUCGAUCGGCUCCAUAACGCGAUCGACGCGUUGCCGAAGACGGCCACGCCACUCGGUUGGGUCGACGCCGUCGAUGUCGCCUUGCAGCGGCUUGGACGCGCGGGUUUCAGCGGUUCACCCGACGCCGCAGACCGCCGAGCCGCGGACGCCUUGGAAGAAGCCGCCGCCGCGUUGGAGUCUUUGGCGCGAUGGCGGGGUCGCGAACCGGCCGAACUCGACCUGCGUGGCUUCCUCGCCUUGCUGCGGGGCUGGUCCGCCUCGCUGCGACUGCCACGAGAAACGAGCGCGGCGCCGGGCGUCCGGAUCGUCGGCGUCGAAACGGCGGUCGGCCUGCCGUGCCGCCACCUCUACGUCGUCGGCGCCGACGAGGCGUCGUUCGCCUCGGCGAGCGGCGAGGCUGAGCACGCGAUGCUCCCCUUCAAGGAGCUUGUGUCGCGACCGUCGGAGAGCCUGACGCUUGCUUACGCGGCGCUCGACGAGAAGGCGCAGCCGCUGUCACCGUCGCCGCUUGUCGCCGACGUCGAGCGUCGCUUCACGCCCGGCGCGACGCAGGUCGAAGACGAUCCGCUGCACGCGGGCCUCGACACCGAUCGCCCGCCCGCUUCGCAACGCGACUGGCGGCUGCAGGCGUCGCUGCACGCGAGCACGGGCCACAGCGAAACCCUGAGCGACUACGGCGCCAAGCACGGAAGAGCCUUGCUCGAAGGCCUCGUGGCGGUCGACGCCCGCGCUCGAGGCGAGACGUUCGGGCCCUGGGAAGGGGUGCUCGAAGGCGGCGGAGCGAACGAGACACUCGGCGAACGCUUCGGCGCCGACCACCUCUGGAGCGCGAGUCAGCUCGAGUUGAUGGCGAGCUGCCCCUUCAAGUUCUUCGCAACGCACUUGCUGCGGCUCUCGCCGGCCGAGGGCCUCGCGCUCGACACGGACCCGCGGCGUCGCGGUUCGCUGGUGCACGACGCCUUGGCCGCGUGCCACGCCACCAUCGCUGCGGAGCUGCCCGCGGGUGAGCGCGUUGGCGACCUGCCAUCGGACGAGCUGACUCGGCGUUUGACCGAAGCGAUCAACCGCCUGGCCGACUCGGGCCGGCUCCCGUCGCACGAAGCGGCGUUGGCGAAGAUCGAAGCCCGGCAGGCUUCGCAGUGGGCCGAGGCGUACGCGGGGCAACAGCACGCCUUCGAGUCGGACACGCGCUGGCGCGAGACGCCGCUGCGGCCCCAACUGCUGGAGGCGCGCUUCGGCCCGGCGAGCGGCGAUGGCAGCGGCGACGACCCGGCGAGCACCGACGAGCCGUUCGAGCUGAAGCUCCCCGGCGGCGAGGUGCUGCGGCUCACCGGGCGGAUCGACCGCGUCGACGCGGCGCCGAUCGGCGACGAGACGCUCUUCGCGAUCGUCGACUACAAGACCGCCAAACGAGUCGUCGCCAAAGCAGACGACUUCCAAGCGGGUCGUCAGCUCCAGCCGAUUCUCUACGCGUUAGCCGCCCAGCAGCUCUUCUUUGACGGCGCGGCGACGCCCGUCGCCGCCGGCUACUGGGGCGUCCGCGAGCAAGGCUUCAUCGCGCCAAAGAAACUGCGGCUGGCGACGGUCGAGGACGGCGUCGUUGAGCCGACCGCCGAGUGGCUCGACGCCGUCGAGGCGGCCCGUCGGCACGCGCAAGAGUUGGUCGCCGAAGUCCGCGGCGGGCAGUUCCCGAUGUCGAACCCCGACGAAGACUGCGGCAAGAGCUGCGACUUCGCCAAGAUCUGCCGCGUCGGCCAAGCCCGCAGCCUCGGCAAACUGCCAGCGGCCACGUUCGUCCUGACCGAGCGGUACCUGUCGCACCUCGAUCCCGACGGCGGCGACACGGCGCCGGCCGAGUUGGACGAGGUCGUCGCGAUCACGUUCACAGACGCUGCCGCCCGCGAGAUGCGGGACCGCAUCCGUUCCAAGUGCCGUGAACGAAUCGAACAGGCCGACGGCGACCGGGCGGACUUCUGGCGCGGGCUGCUGCGCCGCAUCGAGGCGGCUCGCGUUUCGACGAUCCACGCUUUCGCCAGCGGCCUGAUCCGCGAACACGCCGUCGAGCUGGGCGUCGACCCUGGCUUCACGGUGCUCGACCCGGCCGAUGCCGCGGUGCUGAAGUCCGAAGCGGUCGACGCCGAGCUGCGGGAUCGCCUCACGCCGAAAGACGGUUCCAUCGACGAGCGCCUCGUCGUCGCCGCCGCGGAGCUCGACCUGCGAGCGCUGCGGGCUGCGGUGCGUGAGCUGGCGGAUCGCGCCGACCAUCCCGACUUCGGGGCGUGGCGGAAGCGGACGCCGGACGACGCCGUCGACGCGUGGCGUGCGUUCUACCGCCAGCGGAUCGCCCCGCGGUACGCCGCCGAGUUGCUCGAAGACGAAGCGAUCGACGAGCUGCUAAGGCUUAUCCCGCAAGCCACGCCGCAGAAGCCGGGCUUCGCCGAGCGGCUCGCCGACUUGGCGGUCGAGCUGCGUGGCUUGCCGGAGGACGACGAUCCGGACGCGGCGCUGAAGCGACUCCAGCCGCUGCUCGCCUUCAGGUUGCCGGAAGGGGGCAACGCCUGCGGCGACAAGGACUGGCCAACCGCCGACGACAAGAAGCGGUUCGUGGCGCUGCUCAAGACGCUGCGGACGCGACUCGAGAAGCAACGCCGAGCCGGCGACCCCGAAUCGAUGCGCCACGCCGCUGAGCUGAGCGGCCUGGUCCACGAGCUGGCGGCCGGCGCCGCAAAGCGCGGCCGCGAACUGAAGCGGUUACGGGGCGUCCUCGACCACGACGACCUGCUCGUCGAAGCGCACCGGCUGCUAACCGAUCCUGCGCUAGCCGACGCGCGGUCACGCGUGGCCGAUCGGGCCCGGAUCAUCCUGGUGGACGAGUUCCAAGACACCGACCGCUUGCAAUCGUCGCUCGUCCAAGCGAUCGCCGCCGAGAAGCAAAGCGAUGACGGCGGCCGGCUCUUCUUCGUCGGCGACUUCAAGCAGUCGAUCUACCGCUUCCGCGGCGCCGAGCCGGAAGUCUUCCGAGACUUGCAAGACGCCACGCCCGAGCGGGGCCAAUUGACGCUGUCGCAGAACUUCCGCAGCACGCCCGCGGUGCUCGACUUCGUCAACGCGGCGUUCGCCCCCUUGUUCGGCGAGCGGUACACGCCGCUCCGAGCGGCGCGAAGGGACCUCGUCGAGGCCCCGGCUGUCGAGGCGCGGUCGAUCGCCAGCCGCCUCCGCGAGCUGAUCGACGGCGGCGAGCCGGUCGUCGGCGAGGGAGAUCGGCUCCGCCCCGCUCGCCCGGGCGACGUCGCCCUCCUCUUCCGAGCCCUCAGCGACGUCGCCCUCUACGAAGACGCGCUACGCGAAGCGGGCCUCGACUACUACCUCGUCGGCGGCCAGGCGUUCUACGCCCAGCAAGAGGUCUACGACGUCGUCAACCUCCUCCGCGCCGUGACGAGCGAGUGCGACGACGUCGCGCUCGCCGGCGCGCUGCGGAGCCCAGUCUUCGGCCUGCCGGACGAGGCGCUCUUUUGGCUUGCCCGCAACGCGAGCCUCAACACGGGGCUCCUGGCGCGGCAGUUUGUCGAUGAGAUGCCCGCCUCGAUGCGUUCGGCGUGCGUGCGCGCCCGCGACACGCUGCGAUCGUUGCGCGAGGCGAAAGACCGGGUCAGCGCCUCCGAGCUGCUGCGGAUGGCGUGGGACGCAACGGCUUACGACGCGACCCUGUGCGCCGAGUUCCUCGGCGAACGGAAGCUCGCCAACCUGGAGAAGCUCCACGAGCAGGCCCGCGAAGCGGACGCCUCGGGCAGCGGCCUGCCGGGCCUCGUCGCGCGGCUCACCGAGUUCCUCGGCCAGCCGCUCAAAGAAGCGCUCGCCGCCACCAACAGCCUCGACGCCAGCGUCGUCCGGCUGAUGACGGUCCACGCGUCGAAAGGGCUCGAGUUCCCGAUCGUCGUGCUGCCCGACCUGAACCGGAAGCCGCGUCUGCAGCGGACGCAGGCGGCGUUCGACCCGGAGCUCGGCCCGCUGGUCCGCCCCGCCGACACGCCAGGCGGCGACAAAGCCCCGCCGACGGGAGUCGACCUCUACGACGCCGCCGAGCGGUACGCCGAGGCGGACGAGCAGGUCCGGCUGUUCUACGUCGCCUGCACGCGUGCGGCCGACAAGCUGAUCCUGUCGAGCUGCCUCGACCCGGCGGAGAAGCUCGACGGCGUCUGGCUCCAACGACUGGCCGAGACGUUCGACCUCGCGACGGGCGACCCGCUCAACGGUCCGCGAGAACGACGCCUGAUGCGAGUCGUGCCGCCACCCGCGCCGGUAUUGCAGCCCAAGUCGAAGACGCGCCGCUCGCUCGGCAAGGCCCUCGAAGCGGUAAGCACCAACGCCGCAGCCCGGGAGCCCGCUUUGGUGGCGCCGAUCGUCGUCGCGCCCGACGAGGUCACCGACUUCUCAGUUUCGCGCCUGAGCGGCCGACUGCAUCGCGCCGAGGAUGCCGAGCCGUUCCCGCGCCCAGAUCCAGACACGGAAGCUGGUCAAGUCGACCCACGGCGAUUGGGGACGCUCGUCCACGCGGUGAUCGAGCGACUGAGCCUCCAACCCGAUCGGUCCGAGAUCGAGGAUUGGGUCGCGACGCUCACCCCCCGACAUCUCCGCCGCAUGCCAGCGGAGGGGGCGGCCGAGGCGAACAAGCUCGUUCGGGCGUUCGUCGCGACGCCGACCUGGCAGGCGAUGCGGGAGGCCAGGCGGAUGGAGCGCGAGGUGGAGUUCGUCCUCCGCUGGGCGCCCGGCGGCGUGGAGCCGGCGACGCUGCGUGGCUAUCUCGACGCGGUCUACCAAGACGCCUCGGGCGACUGGCAUGUUGUCGACUACAAAACGAACCAGACCACCGCCGCCGGCGUCCCCAAGUUGGCGAAGCAAUACGAGUUGCAGAUGAUGGUCUACGCCCACGCGGUCGAAGCGAGCCUCGGCGUGCGGCCCGAGUCUCUGUCGCUGCUCUUCCUGAAGCCGGGCGUCGAGCACGCGAUCGCCUGGGACGACGAGACCCGCCAACGCUCAGUCGAAACGAUCAACGCCGCCAUCAACGAGGCCCGCUCCGCCACCCUGGGUGGUUGUCACGCGCUUUGGGCCGGCGGCUGCGUGCGUGACCAGUUGCUCGGCAAGACACCGAAGGACUACGACGUCGCCACCGACGCCACGCCCGACCGGGUCCGCGAGGUCUUCGGCAAACGCCGCACGAUCGCCGUCGGCGCCGCGUUCGGCGUGAUCACCGUGCUGGGGUCGAAGCGCUCGGGGCCGAUCGAAGUCGCCACGUUCCGCAGCGACGGCGGCUACUCCGACGGCCGGCGCCCCGACGCCGUGCGGUUCACCACCGCCGAAGAAGACGCGUCCCGCCGCGACUUCACGAUCAACGGGUUGUUCUACGACCCGGUCGAGGACGAGGUGAUCGACUAUGUCGGCGGACGCGACGACCUUGAGGCCCAGGUCGUCCGGGCGAUCGGCGUCGCCGACGAGCGGUUCGCGGAAGACCGGCUGCGGAUGCUGCGGGCGGUUCGGUUCGCGGCCGCGUUAGGCUUCCGGCUCGACGGCGACACGGCGGACGCGAUCCGUCGGCACGCAGACGCCAUCGGCCAGGUGAGCCCCGAGCGGAUCGGCGCCGAAGUGAAGCGGAUGCUGACCGAGUCCGACCCGCCGCGCGCGUUGCGACUGCUGGAGGAGACCGGCUUGCUGCGCAGCGUGCUUCCCCCGUUGGCGGAAGCUGACGAGACGUUGCUUCGCGCCGCGUGCGAUCGCCUCGGCAAGCUCUCGGGGCCGUCGCCGUCGCUCGGACUGGCGGCGACGGUGCUCGACGCGGUCGACGACGCCGGCGCCCGAGCGCUCUGUCGCGGACUGAAGUGGACGAACAAGGAGGGCGACCUGGCCGGAUGGCUCGUCGCGAACGCGGCGGCGCUCGACGGCGCGGACACGCGGCCGUGGUCGGAGGUCCAGCCGCUGCUGGCGGCCGAAGGCGGAGCGGAACUGGUCCGCUUGCGUCGUGCGAUCCGCAGCGACGACGAGGCGCAGCGAUUCUGCGACGAGCGCGUCGGCUGGCCGGCCGAACGGCUGGACCCGCCGCCGCUGGUCGUCGGCGCUGAUCUGAUCGCGGCGGGCCUCAAGCCGGGGCCGCGCUUCGCGGGGCGUCGGCUCUUCAGCGCCUUGGCGUCGUCACACCGUGAUCGGCUCGCUAGCCCCGACCAAGCUUGGUCGGGGCUGUGGCGGCGUGCGUCGAUUGCGGCCCCGUGGACGCGCGCGGCGUCGCCGCCUACGAUCCCGGUGUCGCCCCCUCGCAACGUCUUGGCACAGGAAGCACCCUUGGAAUCCCUCCUCUUCGCCGCCGCGGAACCGAACUUCGACGCGGGCUACCUCAUCGCCUUGCUGUCGCGCGUCGCACACACGACCUGCGGUGCGACGCUGCUGGGCGGGCUGAUCUACCUGCGGUUCGUGCUCGCCCCCAGCGCAGCCGGCGCCGACGACAGGGACGAAAAGCUCUUCGCCUCGCGGCGGAAGUCGUGGGCCGCUUGCGUCGCGGUCUGCACCCUGCUGCUACUCGUCUCCGGGUUCUACAACUUCUUCACCUUCAACGCCGCCUACGGCAACCUGCCAAAGCUCUACCACCCGCUCUUCGGCGUGAAGUUCUUGCUCGCCCUGGCCGUGAUGUUCAUCGCGGCGUUCCUCGCCGGAAAGAGGAAGGUCGCCGAGCGGAUGCGUGGCAAGCUGAAGUUCUGGCUGAACGUGGCGAUCGUCCUGGCGUUGGCGGUCUUCGUCCUGGGCGCGAUGCUCCGCUCGUUCCGCGACCUGCCGGACGCACGCGUCGCGGCGCCGCAGGUCGACGAGGCCCCGGCGUUUGACGACUCCCUGAUCGAAACUCUCGAGUAA